This is a messenger RNA of Volvox carteri f. nagariensis, 2326 nucleotides long. RefSeq lists its product as uncharacterized. Bases 36 to 1136 code for a protein of 366 amino acids. The transcript has 7 exons. Gene Ontology annotation, molecular function: dTDP-glucose 4,6-dehydratase activity. NCBI's taxonomy places the organism in Eukaryota, Viridiplantae, Chlorophyta, Chlorophyceae, Chlamydomonadales, Volvocaceae. Gene Ontology annotation, biological process: nucleotide-sugar metabolic process. The record is from RefSeq and is a predicted model, not a curated record.
CUUGGCGUUUGCGUUAGCAAAGACCAACUACAAAAAUGGCGUCGAUCGACAAUGGGAUUGGUGAAUCGGAGCCAUAUACGCCCAAGAAUAUCCUAAUUACUGGGGGAGCAGGGUUCAUUGCUUCUCAUGUCGUUAUACGCAUUGCAACGCGGUACCCGGAGUACAAGGUGGUCGUUCUGGACAAGCUGGACUACUGCGCCAGCGUGAAUAACCUUUCAUGCUUGGCCGACAAACCAAAUUUUCGGCUUAUUAAAGGCGAUAUUCAAUCUAUGGAUUUGAUCAGCUAUAUUUUGAAGACGGAGGAAAUUGACACCGUCAUGCACUUCGCAGCACAGACGCACGUUGACAACUCCUUUGGCAACAGCCUUGCGUUUACCCUUAACAACACUUACGGCACGCAUGUGUUGCUAGAAGCGAGCCGCAUGGCAGGGACGAUCCGUCGUUUCAUAAAUGUUAGCACUGAUGAGGUGUAUGGGGAGACAAGCCUGGGCAAAACAACAGGCCUUGUGGAGUCAAGCCAUCUGGACCCCACCAACCCCUACUCGGCCGCCAAGGCCGGCGCCGAGCUUAUUGCCCGCGCUUACAUCACCUCAUACAAAAUGCCCGUCAUCAUCACGCGGGGCAACAACGUGUAUGGGCCACAUCAGUUCCCGGAGAAGCUCAUUCCCAAGUUCACGCUGCUAGCAGCCCGGGGCAAGGAGCUUCCCCUGCACGGCGAUGGCAGCAGCGUGCGGUCGUAUCUCUAUGUUGAAGAUGUGGCGGAGGCGUUUGAUUGCGUGCUACACAAGGGCGUCACAGGGGAAACUUACAACAUCGGCACAGAUAGGGAGCGCAGCGUACUGGAGGUGGCGCGCGACAUUGCAAAGUUGUUCAACCUGCCGGAGGAUAAGGUGGUGUUUGUAAAGGACCGCGCCUUCAACGACCGGCGCUACUACAUCGGCUCGGCCAAACUGGCGGCACUGGGCUGGCAGGAGCGGACUAGCUGGGAGGAGGGCCUCAGAAAAACAGUUGAUUGGUACUUGGGCCUGAAGAACAUUGAGAACUACUGGGCAGGGGACAUCGAAAUGGCUCUCCGGCCGCACCCCAUUGUCGUUCAGAACGCCAUCACCACCUCGGGCGCCUUCCUAGCAAGCUAAGCCAGCCAAGCGCUGGUGGCUAGUGCGUAUGCUGGCGCGUUUUCACGCUAGUGCGCAUAAUAAGCAUGCAUGGGUAUUCUUCGGUUGAUUUGGCAUGUUGACCGUUUCUUGUGACGUCCGGAUUACUAUACUACCGCCUGUUGUGACAGCUCUGCUGGCUUCGUCAGCAGGCCGCUGAACCAGCCCUACGGAUUUAGCAUGUCCCAAGCUCCCGACUGCUCCCAUUAAAUGUCUUCAUGUCGACCUGUAGGGUGCCCCAGCAGGGGCCUCAUAUACGUACGGUUGAGUCAAAGGGGUUUGGCGUUCGGGCCAUCUUCGGGGCAUGGGGUCGGAAUUCCCCAUGUACUGGCUCACGAGUGACCACUUCGAAGAUCGAUGUGCUCUGUAAGUCGCGCCAGAUGUUGGGCAAGCGUUUUAGGGUCCCUCGUGUGGCUGCUUGGCCAGCGUGUCAACCAAACCGCGCGACUCACGGGCUCGGCGGGUCUCGCCGUUAGCUGGUUGGUGUACCUGUGCUAUAGAUCCGUCGUUAAGGUGGUGUGGUGAAACCCUUUGCUCGCUGUGCACAUAUGCGGAGAUCUAUAUGCGAGAAACUGGAACAUGUCUGUUUGUCAGCCCUGGGGUGUUUGAAAGGUGCUUGUUAGAUGGCGGUUUGUCUGAUGCAGUGGUUUCAUACAGGAAACCUGUGUUGACUUCGCAUCAUCGCAAUGGCAGGCGUGCGUGUGAAUUAGAGCAAUAAUCGAAAUAGUGAACCUGACGAAGAAUAUAUGGUUGUUGGGGUCGGAGAAGUGCAGGUUCUGCCGAUUGCCGGGUGUCUGGAACGUGUACUGGAGUGAUGGUAAAUUACCUUCAAUGGUACUGUGGGCUGUGCUCUUAUCAGGGAGAUGUUGCCAGCCGUGGAAGCCGUGGUGUAGGAGUUUGAUUGAUCACAUGCGCUACGAUUGUCGCCGAUGCCAGUAAACCUUUUUGGAGCUGUCUCGCUGCAUGCUUCAAGUACGCACCCAUCCAUGACAUCCGUGUUUUUAUCAAGACCGAAUCGUCACGAAGCUCUGCACACCUAAAGUGUGGGCGUGCAAAACCCCGUGAGAGUAAUCAUCUACUAAAAUGCAACUACUGGUUUAACAAUUAGCUUAACAUGGUUAAGCCCAGUUUCCUCCCGGAUCCUGGCAGUGUAAGAAUGUGCGAAUUGCAAA